This is a messenger RNA of Mauremys mutica (yellowpond turtle), 1257 nucleotides long. RefSeq names its product olfactory receptor 1020-like. NCBI's taxonomy places the organism in Eukaryota, Metazoa, Chordata, Testudines, Geoemydidae. Gene Ontology annotation, cellular component: membrane. The transcript has 2 exons. Gene Ontology annotation, biological process: G protein-coupled receptor signaling pathway. Bases 80 to 1030 code for a protein of 316 amino acids. The record is from RefSeq and is a predicted model, not a curated record. Gene Ontology annotation, molecular function: G protein-coupled receptor activity; olfactory receptor activity.
GGAGAAGGGUAUCCAAGAUGGAGGCUUGGCUGUCCUUUUACAAAUCCAAGACGGACAUUACAUAAUACAGUUGGAACGCAUGGUGAACCCAGAGGAAGUGAACCAGACGUCCAUCACAGAAUUCAUCCUCCUGGGAUUCGGGAAUUUUCCUAAUCAACAAACUCUUCUCUUCCUGCUGUUUCUAGUGAUCUACAUCACAACCAUGGCCGGUAACAUCCUCAUCGUUGCACUGGUUGUGACUGAUCAGCACCUUCACACCCCCAUGUACUUCUUCCUGGGGAACUUGUCCUGCUUGGAGACCUGCUACACCUCCACCAUCCUGCCCAGGAUGCUGGUUGGUCUUCUGACUGGGGACAGGACUAUUUCAUUCAAUGGGUGUGUCAUACAAUAUUAUUUCUUUGGUUCUCUGAUUGCAACAGAAUGCCUUCUCCUCUCAGUGAUGUCUUACGAUCGGUAUUUAGCCAUAUGCAAUCCACUGCACUAUGCAGCCCGUAUGAGUGGCAGGGCUCGUCUCCAGCUUGCAUGUGGCUCUUGGAUAGGUGGCUUCCUAGGUAAUAGCAUAACAACAUUGUCAAUAUCUCAGUUAACUUUCUGUGGCCCUAACGUUAUUGACCAUUUCUUUUGCGAUUUCAUCCCCCUUAUAAAACUGUCCUGCAAUGACUCUCACCUGAUGGAAACAUUGGCUUUCCCACUCAGCUUGGUUUUCUUACUGGUCCCAUUCCUUCUUACCUUGAUGUCCUAUGUCUGCAUCAUUUUCACCAUCCUGAGAAUCCCGUCCACCACUGGGAGGCAAAAGUCCUUUUCCACCUGCUCCUCCCACCUCAUUGUGGUGAGCAUUUAUUAUGGAACUCUGCUGAUUGUCUACAUGUUCCCAACCACUGACAUCCUAAGGGACUUCAAGAAAGUUCUCUCUGUCGUCUAUGCCGUCCUGACCCCGCUGGUCAAUCCGCUCAUCUACAGCCUGAGAAACAAAGAGGUCCAGGAGGCCCUGAGGAAAGCUUGCAGGAAAUUCAUGUUUGGAACAUGCUAACCAGACAAUUUCCUUUGGUUAAAGUAGAUACAACAAUGGCUGGGGUAGGGCCUGAAGCGAAGCCUGGUGUAGUCCCAGGUCGUGUUUCCCUGAGCUCCACUGGGCUUCGUGUCCUGCUCUUACACAGUGUCUCUCAACCUUUCCAGACUACUGUACCCCUUUCAGGAGUCUGAUUUGUCCGUGUAUCCCCAAGUUUCACCUCACUUAAAAUCUAUUUACUUACAAAA